AUAGAAUAUUUUUUAUAGAUGUCGUUUGUAUUGGCCGAGUAAAAUAUCAGAUAUCAACGUGCCUUUCCUUCUCCCGCUGAGUGAGUGCGGCAGUAUCGACUGAAACACUUGUCCAAUCCUUCGGCCAUUUUACUUUCCCGAUUUGCCGCGUAAAGAUGAUUCUCAUUGAGAGGCCGUGCUCGUCGUAUUUGGCCACACUGACGCUUUCCGAACGACCACGAGCGACUUUCGUUCAUGGCAUCGCGCAAAAUGCGGAGGUCCACGACGGCCGAAUCUCUGGCACGCGAGGUAAGGCGCAUCAGAGAAUGACGUAGCGGCGAGAUCGAGGAAGACGCGAGGGACGCAUCACCGUGAAAGGUGAACGUAGCAGCGGCAGCGGGGAAACAUUUCAAUCGUAAGGAGAGACGGAAUAUAUCCACAAAGAUGUCGAAACGACCAGUAGAUAGCGGGGACUCCAGUUCCCAACCACCUAUAAAAAAGGUGCAAUUUGAACCGAUUCUCAUCGGCCCUAUAUCUACUCUUGAGGAGAUGGAUAUGAAAGUUUUACAGUUUCAAAACAAAAAACUAGCACAGAGAUUGGAACAAAGACAUCGAAUGGAAGCUGAAUUGAGACAACGUAUUGAACAAUUAGAGAAACGUCAAAUGCAAGACGAUGCAGUACUUAAUGUAGUUAAUCGAUAUUGGAAUCAGCUCAAUGAAGAUAUACGUGUGUUACUGCAGAGAUUUGACGCUGAAACUGCUGACGAAUCGGAAAAUAAAUUUUUUCUUUUUUUAAUUAUAGAUGAGAGCGAAGCAACGACGUCGUUUCUUAUGCAAUUAUCUUCCUGGGAUAAAGAAGAAUUAGAUGACAAAUUAGCAAACCGUGUACAAGUGUCAAAACGAGCUGUGUCUAAAGUUGUACAGGCAUUUGAUCGUUUGUCGCAAAGAAAUGAGAAAAUCACUCUUGCAUUGAAGGGAGAGUUUGAUGGUGAAGAUGCGCCGAACAUUGACGAAGUCGUACGUCAUGCUAAUGCAGAAAUACAAAUGGAAAAUAGAAAUCUGCAAGCAAUAAAUAUACAAUUGCACGAGAAAUAUCAUACUAUCUCAUUGAAGAUGUCAGAAUUGCAAGAUACCAUAAUGGGAAAAGAUACACUUGCAGCAGAGUUGCGGAAUCAAGUGGAUGAUUUGCAAUAUGAAUUAAACAAAGUACGUGCGAGAAAUGAUAAAUUGGAACAUCAUCUUGGAGAAGCAAUUGAAAAGUUAAAAGCGUUUCAACAAAUUCAUGGCACAGAUGAAAAAGGCAGCAAUAAACCGAAUACUUUAGUUGCAUCCAGUGUUUCUCAGACUAAGCUUGAAGAUUUACAAAGAGAACUUGAAGAAACGCGUGAAUUAGCUAACAAUAGAUUGCAAGAAUUAGAUAAAUUACAUCAACAGCAUCGCGAUACUUUAAAAGAAGUAGAAAAAUUGAAAAUGGAUAUAAGACAACUUCCCGAAUCGGUAAUUGUGGAAACGACAGAGUACAAAUGUUUACAAUCACAAUUUUCCGUAUUGUAUAACGAGUCCAUGCAAUUAAAAACGCAAUUGGAUGAUGCACGUCAACAAUUGCAAUCGAGCAAAAAUGCCCAUUUACGUCAUAUCGAAAUGAUGGAGAGCGAAGAAUUAAUGGCUCAAAAGAAAUUGCGUGGAGAAUGCAUACAACUCGAGGACGUCUUGGCACAAUUACGCAAAGAGUACGAGAUGCUUCGCAUUGAAUUUGAACAGAACUUAGCUGCCAAUGAACAAACAGGUCCAAUUAAUCGAGAAAUGCGACAUUUGAUUACUUCUCUUCAGAAUCAUAACCAGCAAUUAAAAGGGGAAGUACACAGAUAUAAACGAAAAUACAAAGAGACUUCUACUGAGAUACCUCGAUUAAAAAAAGAAGUAGAAGAAUUGACAACAAAAUUAGGCCAACAAACAUCACAAGAAAAUAAAGAAGGAAAUAAUUCAGAUGGCAGUGGAAAAGAAGAAGACGCCUCAAAUUCUUUGCCGGGUUCUACACAGAUAAAAGAAGAAGGUGGUGUUACGGUAAAGAGAGAAUCUGGUGCUGACGAAGAGGUAGAAACUAUCGAGGUUGGAGAAGGUGAAGGCAACAAAACCACGCCAGAUUCUUUAACCUUAACAUCACCAACUCUAAAAAAGGAGAAAGACAUAAAACGAGAAAAGGAUAUAAAAAAAGAAUCAGUGAAAACUGAACAUCGUGAUCCUACACAUCGCACUAAAGACGCGAAGAUGGCAGAAUCGGAACUCGUGAGGGACUUGAAAGCACAACUUAAAAAAGCUGUGAAUGAAAUGAAAGAGAUGAAGCUUUUAUUAGAUAUGUAUAAAGGUGUUGGAAAAGAGCAACGAGAUAAAGUACAAUUAAUGGCUGCUGAGCGUAAAACGAGAGCGGAAUUAGAAGAUCUGCGACAACAAGUCAAAAAGAUUCAAGAAAGCAAACGUGAAGAACGUAAAAAGUUAGCCGAUGAAGAUGCGCAGAUAAAAAUUAAGAAACUAGAGGAACAAGCGUAUACAUUACAACGUCAAGUCGCUUGCCAAAAACAGGAGGAAGAAGCGCUUCUGAAUGAAAUGGAAGUGACUGGACAAGCAUUUGAAGACAUGCAGGAACAAAACUCUAGGCUGAUACAGCAGCUUCGCGAGAAAGAUGAUGCAAAUUUCAAGUUAAUGACGGAGAGAAUCAAAAGUAAUCAGUUGCACAAACUCGCAAGGGAGGAAAAGGAUGUAUUGAAAGAGCAAGUGUCCACAUUAACGACACAGGUAGAAGCGGCCAAUGUAGUCGUACGAAAGUUAGAAGAGAAAGAGCGUCUCUUACAAAACUCUCUCGCAACGGUGGAAAAAGAAUUGGCAUUGCGACAGCAGGCAAUGGAGAUGCACAAACGGAAAGCUAUAGAGAGUGCACAAUCGGCUGCUGAUCUCAAACUUCAUCUUGAGAAAUAUCAUUCUCAAAUGAAGGAAGCGCAACAAGUUGUAGCAGAAAAGACAAGUUCCUUGGAAGCUGAAGCAUAUAAAACUAAAAGAUUACAGGAGGAGAUAGCACAGCUCAGGCGCAAAGUCGAGCGUAUGAAAAAGAUCGAGCUCGCUGAAACUUUAGAUGAAGUGAUGGCGGAGGAGUUACGGGAAUACAAGGAAACUCUAACGUGUCCGUCUUGUAAAGUGAAGCGUAAGGAUGCCGUGCUGACUAAGUGCUUCCAUGUAUUUUGUUGGGACUGUUUGCGUACACGUUAUGAGACACGGCAGCGAAAGUGUCCGAAAUGCAAUUGCGCUUUUGGCGCCAACGACUACCAUCGAUUGUACCUGUCCACAUGAAGAAGAAGGUGCUGAUUUAUUGGAAAAUAUGCCGCAGCGUAGAGUAAUGUUUUGUAAUAUGUUACGUCUGCAUUUCUCUUUUCUUUUUUUAUGUCUUUUAUUUAUUACGCUAACUUUUUUGUGAAAUAUGUGUCUAUGCGCAAUAUGUGACUAUCUCCGAAUGCAUCGAUAAUGAAUCGCGAAAUUUGCUAGAUUCUUAUUACGACCAUAGCACAGGAGGAUAAGUCGUAGAAGUUAAAGAUAAAUAAAUCGUAAAAGUUGAGUACAACUUAUAAUCGAGGAUUUUGAAAACUGGACGAUUUGUUUAUUGCUUAAUUCUAUUGCUUAUGUUUUUUAUGCAUUAUGGUCUAGUUUGUAAACUACACAAAACAAACGAUAUCUAGAUUAAACGAUGAGUGACUGAACGCGUGAAUGAAUGAGUGCGAGUGAACACGAAAGAGGAAGAGAGAUAAGAAAGAGAUGAAUAAAAAAAAA
This is a messenger RNA of Pogonomyrmex barbatus (red harvester ant), 3795 nucleotides long. RefSeq names its product E3 ubiquitin-protein ligase Bre1 (gene Bre1). NCBI's taxonomy places the organism in Eukaryota, Metazoa, Arthropoda, Insecta, Hymenoptera, Formicidae. Gene Ontology annotation, cellular component: HULC complex; nucleus. Gene Ontology annotation, molecular function: metal ion binding; ubiquitin protein ligase activity. The record is from RefSeq and is a predicted model, not a curated record.